AUGACUACCCAGAAUUAUUCUGUACAGAUGGAUGAAGAAUAUAUAGACUAUUUGUUAGAUGUUUCUCUCUGUAUUUUUCAUGAGGAUGCGUCAGUUGUGAUGAAAGGGAGGACAUUCGACUAUAGCACAAUUCUUAACUUGGUAAGAGCUAUAGAUCUUUCCAACAAUAAUUUCUCAGGAGAGAUUCCAGUAGAAUUGACAAAUCUUGGAGCACUGAGAUUAUUGAAUUUGUCACAUAAUCAUUUUACUGGUAGAAUUCCUGAGAAUAUCGUUGGAAAAAUUCCUUUGUCCACUCAGUUACAAUCCCUUGAGGCAUCUUCUUUCACAGGCAAUGAACUUUGUGGACCGCCACUUACUGAGAACUGCACUGCAACUAUUCUGACAUCGGACCAUGAUAGUGGAGGAGGAAAUGAUGAUGGAGAGAUUCCAGAAGAAUUGAAAAAUCUUGGAGCAUUGACAUCAUUGAAUUUAUCACACAAUCAUUUUACUGGUAGAAUUCCAGAGAGUACUGAUGUUAUAGAAUCGCUGAAGUCCAUUGAUUUUUCUGGAAAUAAGUUGUCUGGUAAAAUUCCACAAAGCAUUUCAAAUCUGUCUUUUUUAUGUUCCUUGAACUUCUCCAACAACUUCAUUGGAAAAGUUCCUCUGUCCACUCAGUUACAGUCCCUUGAGGCAUCUUGUUUCACAGACAAUGAGCUUUGUGGACCGCCACUUACCGAGAACAGUACUGUAACUAUUCUGAUAUCAGACCAUGAUAGUGGAGGAGGAAAUGAUGAUGGUAGUGAACAUGAAGUUGACUGGUUCUACGUAGGCAUGGCACUUGGAUUUAUGGUGGGUUUCUGGGGUGUAAUAAGUCCUUUACUUAUCAACAGGAGGUGA
Messenger RNA from Pistacia vera, 876 nucleotides. RefSeq names its product probable LRR receptor-like serine/threonine-protein kinase At4g36180. Gene Ontology annotation, molecular function: protein binding. Bases 1 to 876 code for a protein of 291 amino acids. The record is from RefSeq and is a predicted model, not a curated record. NCBI's taxonomy places the organism in Eukaryota, Viridiplantae, Streptophyta, Magnoliopsida, Sapindales, Anacardiaceae. The transcript has 3 exons.